Messenger RNA from Aureococcus anophagefferens, 946 nucleotides. RefSeq lists its product as hypothetical. The annotation marks the transcript as partial. The transcript has a single exon. The record is from RefSeq and is a predicted model, not a curated record. Lineage: Eukaryota; Pelagophyceae; Pelagomonadales; Pelagomonadaceae.
GUGCGUUCGACGCGGACUACCGGCUCACGGGCCUCGAGAAGUUGUUGGCCAAGGCGGCGGUCAACGACGACGGCCUCGUCGAGGACAUGAAGACGGAGCUGCGGAACGAGUUCGCGACGAUCAAGAACACGUUCAAGCACUACGCGUGCCAGAGCAGCGAGAUGUUCACGAUGGGCUGGAACUCGUGGAACGUCUUCGUGAAGCUGCUGUGCGCGGGCGAGGGCGACGACGAGCCGCCAUCGACGCCGGCGACGCCGCCGCCGGAGACGCCGCCGCCGGCGACGCCCGAGUCGCGGCCCGGGAGCUCGAGCUCGCCGGCGAAGCCGCGGACGCCCGGCGGCGGCAAGCGCGGCGGCGCCGCGCUGCGGCGGAGCGACACGGACAUGAUCUUCUUCAAGGCCUGCACCAUCGGCCCCAAGGGCCCCAUGAACCCGAUGAAGUCGCUGAACCGCUUCCAAUUCCUCGAGGCCGUCGUCCGCCUCGGCGUCGGCCGCUGGAAGAACGACGUCGACUCGCCCCUCGACGCCGUGCUCAAGACGCUCGAGCGCAUGGCGGCCAUGCUCGAGGACGCGGCGGAGCAGCACAUGUUCCACGACCGCCUCUGGUGCGAGAUGACCGACGACAGCCACCGCGCGAACAUGGAGGGCCUCCGGCGCUGCUACCGCCUCCACAUCGGCGACGGCGAGCGGCCGGGCGUCGAGAAGCGCAUGAGCCUGGGCGAGUGGCUCGGCCUCGCCAACAAAUUGGGGCUCUUCGACGACGGGCCGGGCCGCGCGCCCGUCACGGAGCGCGACGCCAAGGCCGCGUUCUCCCGCGCGCUCGUCGUCCACGAGGACGAACUCGGCGGCGAGGCCUGCCGCAAGCUCACCUACAUCGAGUUCGUCGAGUGCCUGCUGCGCGUCGCCGACGCGCAGGCGAAGAGCGACGACGGCAAGCGCGAGCGCGC